Molecule: messenger RNA, 692 nt
Organism: Symbiodinium necroappetens
Lineage: Eukaryota; Dinophyceae; Suessiales; Symbiodiniaceae
Source: the annotation of a GenBank genome assembly
GAUAUUCAUGAAGCGGCUGAAAGCACGGCAACAGUACCAGAAUCACCCCCUGCAGUUAUCCAUGACGAUUCUGAAGAAGAAGAUGCUGAAGCUCGCAGAAGCAAACUUCGUAAGAGGCGGGCGCGCUUUCGGCUUCGGUCUCAAGGAGAUACCUACGCCCCUGCCAUCAUUUCGAGCUUCCUCCAGCUACGCGGUCUACCCGAAGCAAGCUUCAGCAGUUCAGCUUUCAUUUGCUGUACCGUCGCCGGCCCCAGAACAGCUCAGCAUGUCAUCUACCUCUUUAACGCUUAACACCGGCGUGAGACAGAAGCCCCGCAUGGUUCAGGACGCUUUCACAACCAGCCAGGAUGGUCAUCGCGAGCUGAAUGAGAAGAACGCAGCGCUUUUCUCAGCAUUGUGCCAUUCACACGCUUCAGUCAGCUCCGUUCUAUCCCAGCUUGCGCAGAGCCAACACGGCAAGGCCAUCAGGGAGCGUCUUCUCUCCAAGGUUAGUGAUACCACCGCUGCCAGGUAUCUGCGCUCAGUUCAACUUUUCUUUGUGGCAUAUGAGGAACUGGGUGGCCAGCUGGAGGAAAUCAAUACAGGCCUCUUUCUGGACGCUUUCUUUGCUUUGUCUCGCUCCUCUGAGGAUGGCCCGCUUUCCAAUUCACAGAAUGUCCUCAAGGCCUUACGAUGGUACAAGAAGCUGCUAG